AUGUCGGCCGUGCGGGUGCUGUUGGCGCUGGCGCUGUGCUGCUGCUGCCGCCGCCCCCCGCGGGCUGCGGGGCAGGUGAUCGAGUGCGCCCCGUGCGAUGCCGCGGCGCUGCUGUCCUGCCCGCCCCCCCGCCGCUGCCAACUGGUGCGGGAGGCGCGGUGCGGCUGCUGCCUGACCUGCGCCCUGGCCGAGGGCGAACCGUGCGGCGUCUACAGCGCCCGCUGCGCCGCGGCGCUCAGGUGCGUCCCCAGGGCCGGGGAGAGCGCACCGCUCCAGGCGCUGCUGCAGGGCAGAGGGGUGUGCUGGCGGGGGGCACAGCGGGGCGGCAAAGCAAAUGACGGGAUUCUAGUGUCGAAGGAAAGUGAUAUCCCAUACGAUAUAAUGCAGAAAUUUGGGCAGCGAGAGGGACAUCAUCCAAAGGGAACAGUUCACAGUGCGAUUAACCCUUCCAAGCCCACUUCCAUCACCACACAGCUGCCAGUCUCUGAAUACGGUCCGUGUCGGAGAGAGAUGCAAGCCAUUCUUGAGGACCUGAAGCCCCAAUACCCGCACAGCCCCGGGGACCUGUACAUCCCGAACUGCGACACAAGGGGAUUCUACCGCAGGAAACAGUGCCGUCCAUCGAGAGGCAGGAAGCGAGGCCAGUGCUGGUGCGUGGAUCGGUACGGGCUACCUGUGCCCGGCACGGAGAGCCGAGGUCGGGGGGGACACUGCAUGCCCAGUGCCUCCUUUGAACAGAGCGGAGACGUGAGGUCAUAGCUCCGUGUGUUCCGGCCAGAAGACACCACAGCCUGAAGAUACAGCCACAGGAGGACUCGCUUUAACCAGCCCCUCGUUCCCGCCUCCGUCAACCCCUCACCAUGCCCCCCCCCACACCCCCGCACCCCCUCCCAACAAACACACAAACCCCACCGUCUCCAAACCCACUUCCCUGAGAACAGGGAAACAGUAUAGAAACGAGAGCUGAGUUCUGCUCGGCCAAUCGGAUCUCGUCCGUCCAGAGCCCCCAACCCCCCUCCACCCCACAGUGACCACUCUCUCCCCUCCACCAAACCCAUCACCCACGAAGCUGUUUGCACUCAGUCCCGCCUGUGCUGUGCUGUACCUGCUGUGCCAGUGCUGGGAAGCUCGCUCUCGCUCUCUCUCACGGAGGAGCUGAAAUUCCCGUGAGGUUUUUUAUAUUAUUAAUCACACGAGUAACGUCACGUUAAUUUAUUUCUGCCCCAAAAAUACUGUAACCUUCUCACUCUCUGCCUCUCUCAGAGAGUCUGCCUGGGACCAAGGACCAGUUUCAUUUCACUUCCUCCGAGGGCACGACACCCCCUUCUCCCCACCAACCCCCCAAAUACUGUCGUGUUAUUAUCCUGGGAGAAUGUUGUACUUAUUUAAAUGUGGCUGCUCUGCUCGAGUGUCAGACGCUGCGAAUGUUUCCUUUAUCAACUUGAUCAAAUGCUCUUUGUUUUUUUUUGGGUGAUUAUUUCGGUGUUUAUCUCUCUGCCGGUUGCUUCAGAAUUUUUUUCCAUGUUAUAUUUAAUAAAAUGUUUCCACGUUUAAA
Molecule: messenger RNA, 1555 nt
Organism: Callorhinchus milii (elephant shark)
Lineage: Eukaryota; Metazoa; Chordata; Chondrichthyes; Chimaeriformes; Callorhinchidae
Product: insulin-like growth factor-binding protein 5
Exons: 4
Coding region: 1-759 (252 amino acids)
Biological process (GO): regulation of insulin-like growth factor receptor signaling pathway
Cellular component (GO): extracellular region
Molecular function (GO): insulin-like growth factor I binding; insulin-like growth factor II binding
Source: RefSeq, a predicted model, not a curated record